Motacilla alba alba is the source of this 12829-nucleotide messenger RNA. It is a transcript of the gene SVIL, whose product is annotated as supervillin. Gene Ontology annotation, biological process: actin filament severing; barbed-end actin filament capping; actin polymerization or depolymerization. NCBI's taxonomy places the organism in Eukaryota, Metazoa, Chordata, Aves, Passeriformes, Motacillidae. Gene Ontology annotation, molecular function: actin filament binding; phosphatidylinositol-4,5-bisphosphate binding. Bases 4946 to 11965 code for a protein of 2339 amino acids. The record is from RefSeq and is a predicted model, not a curated record. The transcript is spliced from 41 exons. Gene Ontology annotation, cellular component: cytoplasm; actin cytoskeleton.
UACAUGCAGAUCUGAAACAAGAACUAUGGGUUGUUGGUUUGGGGUUUUUUUUCUCCUUUUUUUUUUUCUGGAGGUGUUUGUAUCAAACAUUAAAAGAAGGAUCUGUGUGUGCCCUCUAGUGCAUAUGUACUAUAAUAAAAUGCAGUGAUAUAAUAAUUAAGAUUUCAGAGUAGCCCAUAGGACCUUCAGAAAAGCUGAUUGGUAUUUAAAUACCUAGGAGAUGCUAAUGCUGCCUGGGGAAGAAAUGUUCAAUAGAAAUGUUCAAUAAGGAAGGAGCAAUAAGAGUUCCUGAAACUUCUUCUGAGAAUUCACCAGGAGGCAGAGGCAGCUAAGAUAGACCUCCUGUUUCAGCCUGUCUAUUAUUCUUUCUUACAAAUAUUGUAGAACAGAGUAGCUUCUAUCAUUCUAGAUUGUGUACAAUUCCUUCAAAUGUAAUAUUUUAAUUCAUUGCAGAUCUGUACUUUCUUUCAUGUUGCCCACUCUUCAUGUUGCAGACUUUUGAUUAAAUAUUUGCAGUUUAGAUUGAUUCAGGAUUUUUAUUAGCUCUUAGCUAUGGAAAAGCAUUUCCCCAUGUGAAUACAAACCAAGAACAAAAGGGACCUUUUUGUGUGUGGAAGGUUCUAUGGGUCUCACUAAGGCAGAGCUUGCAAAAUUUCUGUCAAGUGUGGGAUUAAUCUUGCUCCUGGAGAAUUGUGUAAUUUUGCUUACUGGAGAGAUGUGAUUUCUUGGAUGUGAUCAGGAAUGUCUCAGUGGUUUUGAAUCAGCAAAAUUAGUAUGUAGAUUAUCUAUCUUUUAACAUUCCUUAAAGAGAAUUGAUGUCUAAUUCUGGUCAUAUUGCCAGGCAGAGCUGUCGUGCUAUCAGUUCUUUUGCCAUAUGUAGCCCAGGUUUUCUCUCAGAGGUAUGGAAGGCACCAUUUCAGCUGUUGCUCCAGAAUUAUGCAAGAGCUGUUUUCCUUGCAACUUGUCAUAGCUUCUGAAGUCUGGGAGACCACUGUGUAAAGAGUGAAUGAAAUCAUCUUCUGCUGGCUUUAAUAUCUUACUUAAAAAGAAGGAAAGUGAGGGACUGGGAACAGUGUUUACUCUUACAUGUGCUAGAAAGACUGAAAAGUUGUAAGGCCUUGCAGUAGAAAAGCAAAACCUAACCUUGAUUGCUGAAGAUUUGAGCUUGGAGCGCAUGGUCAUGGAAAACAUGAACUGAAUCUUGACAAUUCAGGAUUAAAGCAUAUUAAUAAAGUUUCCUCUAAAAAUGUUAGAGCAAGCACAUCACAAUUAUUAGCUGCAUGCUUUCUAUGCAGGGAAUAAUUUAAUGAAGGUGAGCAGAAGUAGUGUGCUCUCACAAGACUAAUGCAGGUACUUAAAAUUAUGUGAACAGUCAUGGGAAUUUAGUUUUUUAAGGGUAAUAUGGACUUAACUUCUUUCAACAAGGAUUCAAGUCAAGUCUUCAGAGAAUUUCUUGCUGAACUUAUUUCUUAGUAUAUACCAUCAUACAAUGGUUGUAAGCUUCAGAAGAUGAUGCUGUUAGACCAUGUGAAUGAGUAUUCUGCUGUAUUUUUAAAAAAUCAGCAACAAAAAAGAGAUUUAUUUUAGUAGAGAAUUUACACAACUGGAGUUUGUUAACAGUAUGCAAGUUACACACUUGAUGUGACACAGCUGGACCAUGUCAGAUAACUAAGCCAUGGGCUGUUUGGAUAGAGUCUUCAGAUUAAUGUGUUCAUGUUUUUCCACAGCUCCUCUUGAAUUCUGUGCACUAUUUACUGUACCUGUUACUGCCUCAUAACCUAUAUUCAUUAAGCAAUUACAUGGACUUCAGAUUAUCUGACUGAAAAAAUAUGGGAAAAAAUUGGUGAUUUCUGGAGGUCAUGACCAGCUUUCUACUUCACUGCUGGAGUUGCAUCUGGGACUGGCCAGUUGACUUUGGAUGAGUCACUUACACCCUCUUUUCAUAACAUUACAAUAGAAACACUUUAUGGACAGGUAUUUGUUUUUUUAAUUUAUAGUAUGCUAACUUUGCUAGCAGCCUACCAUUUAUCAUGUGCUGUCUGUAUUUCAUAGCUUCUACAAUGUCAACAAAGCCAAGGCUUCAUGUGCAAGUUCAUGUGCUGUCUUGCUGGACACUUUAGCAGCCUUGCUUAAAUGUGAAGAAACAUACAGUGUUCCUUCUAACACUGGUGAAUUUUUAAGAACAUCAAUUACAGCCAACUCUUUCUGGCUAAUAUUGCUUGAAAAACAGUGAACAGCAUAAUUUCUGCCUUCUAGAAUAGAAUUGGAACAUUGGAGAUACCCAGCUUUUGUAAAUCCUGUGUCAUGCAGCAGUCCCGUUCAGGUUAAUGUUCUUGCUAGCCUGACCAAAAACUUCAUCCACUCCCUUCUGAAAAUAAAGGCAAAUAGAUGUAUUUCCUUUUUUCUAGAAUACCAGUAAGAUUGUUCCUCUCUACUAUGGUUUCAAUUUUCAUGGUUUUCAUUUUCCAAAUGAUUUGUAAGCUGAAUUAUUAAUGCUUGCACCAUUUUUAAAGACAGUGCAUGCAGUACCUCACAAUCCAUUGCUGACCCAGCAGUUGGGUUGUUUUGGUUUUUUUUUUUUGUUUUUUUUUUUCUGUUUUGGAAACAGUUUGCUUGAACUUCUGCAUUUUACUGUUCCAGGACAAUGGUACUGAACUUCUUGCAAAAGCCAAGCUUACGGGAAAUGUCAUUCUGUCAAAAGUGGUUUGUUCUUACACAGCAUAUGAUAAUGCUUUUCUUAAAAUGUAUUUGUUUGGCAUAAGACCUGUUGGGCCUCGUAUUCUCUGGCAGUGUUACUCACUCAGUUUACCUGAGGUUGGGAGUGUUGGAUUUUCCUGGUCUCUUGUGCAGAGAGCCAAGGUCUUUAAUUGUCCUUAAAGCUUUUCCCUCUACCAGCUCUUCCCCUUCUACCUUGUUGGUAAGGACAAGUGUUAUAGUAUUUUCUCCAGAAGUUCCUUCCAGUCUUUGGGAUUGCAUUUCUUGAAGGAAUCCUCAAAACUGAUUUUUGUUGUCAUGAAUUUUAUUUAGACCAUUGGAAAUAUUUAAUGAAGAUGUCAGGUGGAAAAGAGUGGAAUAGGAAGAGUGCAAAUGUGUCUUCCUUACUGCUGCAUUUUUCUUCAGACUAAUAAAUUAUUGGUAAGAAAGAAGCUAUGCCUGAUGUCAAUCUCAAAAGUUAACAUGUAUCUCUGCACAUAGCCUCUGCAUGGCUGUUGCCACGUGUCCUUAGCUAUUUUUUAUGGACAAAACAGUGUCCUGACUAUUUGAGAAUUGUAAACUUUGGAUGAAGCCAUUCAGUUCAGUUCUGCCACUGCACUUCUUUCUGUGGCAUGGCUUUUGAGGAGCACCCUGUCCACCUGGGUCAUUUGUCCCUAAUUUCCAUUCACUGAAAGGUUUCAUAUUUGUUUCUGGGAUCUGGAUUACUCAUGCAUCUUCCUAAAGUCAAGUUUCUUUCCUAAGUUUUAUUACAGUGCCCUACAGAAAACAUCAGACAUUUUCAGCCUAAGGAAUGUGUUUCCCCCAAAGUGUAAUGACUCAAGUGUGUUGCUGUAAAACCACCCUGCAAAGCGAGAGAGGGUCAAGAAAUCUGAGAAGGGAUGAUUCAGUUGUGCUGCUUUUGCUGAUUUCUUUGAAUUGUGGAUUCUGACUUCAUCAGUAGCGUCUGCAAACCUCCGCGUUUGUGACUUGCAACUGAUACCUUUUCUAAAAACAGAAGGAGGCAGGAGAGUGAGAGAGAGUACUCUGUUUAUUUCAACAGCCACAAGCAACACUUCCAAAAUACACUUGUGGUUGUAUCGCAGAGUUAUGAAUCUUAGGUUAUCUGGUGGUGAGUAAUGUGGUGAGACAGGAGCCUCAUAUGUCCACGCUUUAUUUAGAAAAGGUAGCUCUUAUCAGAGGCAAGGAACACCGGUGUUUCACUCUCUGUGCUUGCUGAACCCCUAAGGACAGAUACCAAAUCUGCUGACAGUUUAUGCUGCCAAGACACAGCACUUCCCUCUCGGGGUCUGACUGCAAGUAUUUAAGGAUUUUGCAAUAUAGAAAGAAACAAAUUCCUCUCCCCCUCCAGCUGCUCACCCAAAUGCACUUUUUAAGCUGUCCUGUGGUUUGAUCAAACUUGACAGUGGGUUGUGAUAUCUCUUGACCAGAUAGAUUUUUCUUUUUUAAACACUAGAGAGGAGGCUCACAGGUUGUAACAGCUUUCCAAAUUCUUCAGGCAGAGCGUAGAUUGUACCAAUUAUUACACCUAAAGAAUCCUGGAGAUUAAGAAAAUAUCACUUAAUUUUCCUCACUGCAGGGUUAAACCUGUAGAGUCUGGGAGUCUGGGUGUGUGUCUUUAGUAAGACAAUAAUCUUUUACUGUUCUGCCUGCUUAAAAAUAGAAUGGAGGAGCAAAUUCUUCCUGGCAAAUCAGGAGAUGCUCAAAUUUGGGAUUAUGUACAGUUUGCAUUGAAGAUAAGCUGGGCUAGGGGGCAUAGGAUUUGACACAAAACGUGUGGCUUUAUUCCCAUGGACAGACAAUGCAGCAAGCUGGGGAUUACUGAAGACUGUGGGACUGUCCUCCUGACUUGUCACCUUCUCAUCGAUUCAGAGUGCAGGGAAUUGUUCAUCCCUGUGGCAAUAACAUCACUGUAAUUUGUGUCUGAUAGUGAAAGAAUGAAUGAUUUAUUCUCCCAGAAAGACAGAAAGUGUUUGUGUUGGGUUUGGUUUUGUUUUUUUUUUAAUGUUGUUGGGUGUUUUUUUAAGAUAAAUAAAAAAUCCUCUGUGAGUCAUUUUAGGCUCUCACAGAAACUUGAAUGUGCUAAAUGGGUAGGUUCCCCUAGCUGAGCCAAUGGGGAUGGCCAGGCACAGGCAACACUUUUAUCCCACGAAAGGGAGGAGGGGUGAAUGAGCCAGAAGAUAUAAGCUGAAACAAAGCCAUGCUGUCCUUCUGAGUCAUUCGCAUACACUGGAUGGGUAAGGCUUCCUGCUUCCUGGGACACACAAGUGGGGUCAUGAUUCUAACAAUGGAUGCUGAUUUUGCCAAAGGAAACUCAAUCAGAUUUAAGCCUUCACGACUGCUCCUAAGGAAGAGAGCAUUAAGUUUUCAGAAGGAGUUCUCAUUUGAAGAUAAAGAAGAACUUGCGAACAGCACAAAGGAUAUUGAUGCUAAUCUCUUAGCAGUACUUCCCAAAGUUUCAGAAUUAAGAAAACUCUUUGAACCAAACAGCCGAGAUUUUUUGGAAAUGAAAAGAAAAGAAAGAAUAGCUAGGCGCUUAGAGGGAAUUGAAAACGAUGCACAGCCUAUGCUUCUACAAAACUGCCCAGGAUCCGUCACACACCGUUUGCUAGAGGAGGAUACACCAAGAUAUAUGCGUGCAACUGACCCAUACAGUCCCCACUUAGGAAGAUCAAAUGAAGAGGAGGAAACUUCAGAUUCUUCUGUAGAGAAACACCCCAGAUCAUCCAGAUACCGAUCAGAAACCACAGGAGGUAAUACAGAGCCCUUGUACAGCACAGCAAACAUGGAUGUCCAGGAACUGGAGUCAAAAGCAGAGAGAAUAGCUAGGUACAAGGCAGAGAGGCGACGCCAGCUGGCAGAAAAGUAUGGAUUAUCUCUUGAGUCUGAUUUGGAUUCUGACUACUCAUCCAGAUAUACACGGGCAAGGAAAGAUCCUGACAGCGUGGAAAGAAAGGGAGUGAAAAGUGAAAGGCAAGAUGAUGAAAACAAGGACUAUGGCACCCUCUAUUUUUCCAGGACUGAGACAAAGGCAUCGAAGAGUGUGAUUUCUGAUUCCAAAGAGUACUCCAACCGUGAAGAUAAAGAUGACCUCUCAAAUGAAAAGGGUGUUAGAAAAGCAGAUGACAGUGCCAUUAGACAGGCUCCUGAGCCUUCAGCAACCUUGGAUAGUUCUGUCUCCCUUUCACUUUCUGGACGAGACUCUUCCUGCUACAACGAAGUGCCAAUACCACCAAAGCAAGCCCCCCGAGAGUCCCUCUCUUCACCCAAGCGGGCAGCCUCACCGACCCACUUGCAGAAUGACCAGCCCUUGCACAGUAACAGCAGACAAAGUAGUGCAGGGAAAGCAAAACCUGAAUGGUUUCUUCAGAAAGAUUCAGAAGGGGACACACCUUCACUUAUCAGCUGGCCCUCCAGAGUAAAAGUUAGAGAGAAAUUGGUGAAAGAGGAAAGUGCUCGUGGAAGCCCUGAACUUGUCACAGACACAGUAUCUCAGAGAAAAUCCCAUCCAGUGCCAGCCCACUACAUGCCUCUUCAGACAGAAACGUCUGCCUUUGAUAGGGUUAUAAAUCAGCCCGUCAGUUCCGUCCGCCAGCCAAUCCAUGGCUAUAUCCAGCCUGCUGGCAUUGCUCACACAGCUCAGCUGAUGGCAGCGGAAGAACCAGCGAACACCCCUGCUGGCAGCCUCCUCCCGACAGAGCACGCUAGCCUUGGAACAAAAUCCUCAGCAGCCACCGCCUCAGAGACUGAAAAGAAGGAAGCACCCGGUUACGGAGCAAAACCUGCUGAAGGAGAUUCCUUGGAGGGUGAACAGGCUUCCAAAGGCAGAAGGCCCAUUCUGCCAUCUGAGAUUCGCAAGCAAGGGAAGAACCAUGAAGGCCUCUUUGGCGGAGGAGAAUUAGAGACCCCUGUGGGGAGUUCCUCCUUUGCAAGCAAGCCGAAAGUUAACUCAGAAGUUCAGAGGGAGUUGGAAUGCAAUAAGAGGCAGGCCCCAGAGCAGCAGUUUAAGACCCCCGAGAACGUAGAAAGGAGUGAAGCUGUUAUGUACAUACAGAGCGGAUCUGUAUUGCAGCCUGACAAGGCAAAGGCUCCUGUUUGGAAAGUGUCAACAAAGCAUAAGGUCCUGACUCGCUCCAUGUCUGACUAUACUGUGACUACUAAGCUAGAACCUUUUAAAAGUAAGGAGAGCAUGGAAGCAAAUCCACCAAAUGGUGAGAUUGGCAUGGUUGACACAAAAGUCUCUGUUGCCCAGCUCCGUAAUGUCUUUCUGGAGUCUGCUAAUGCCAACAAGAAAACGGAACUUGAAUCUCGGUUUGAGAUGUCAGCAGCAGGUAGUACUGUGUCUGCCAAUGGGGACCGUGGGCCACGAAAGGCAAGGCGCUAUUUUACUCCUGGUGAAAAUAGAAAGACUUCUGAGAGAUUUAAAACUCAACCUAUAACAUCAGCAGAACGAAAGGAGACAGAUAGGUCAAUUUUGUAUGCAGAAAUACCAACUGCUGACGAUGAAGAAAAAUUGGAUGACCGAGCUAAACUAAGUGUAGCUGCAAAGAGACUCCUUUUUAGAGAAAUGGAAAAAUCAUUUGAAAUGAAAAAUAUUCCCAAGCCACCUACCAGAAGUUCGGCGGUGGAGAGAAGGCUGCGGCGCUUGCAGGACAGGUCUCACACACAGCCCAUCACCAGCGAGGAGGUGGUCAUUGCAGCUACUGAAACUACCCCUGCUUCACGUUCUGUGAAUACCCACACAGUAGUGACAAGAGUACCUAGUCCCACUGUAGUUAAGAGCACUGUACAACCUACCAGCUUACAGGCAUCAGCACACCAAAAAAUUUUAGCUAAAGAGGAGAUAAGAGCAGCCAAAGAGGCGAUGGGGCAAGAUCAGUCUGAGGAACCAGAUUCUUCCACCUUAAGCUUGGCAGAAAAGAUGGCUUUGUUUAACAAACUGUCUCAGCCAGUGUCCAGGGCCAUCUCCACGAGGAAUCGGGGAGAUGUGAGGCACAGGAGAAUGAAUGCUCGUUACCAGACUCAGCCAGUCACUCUUGGAGAAGUUGAGCAGAUGCAAUGGAAAAAAAAUAAACUGGUACAGAGUGAAAGUGGAAAGAUCGCUCCCCUGUCAUCUGCAGUUGCAACAUCGAUUUCAGCCAUGGCCUCUGCCCUGGCUCCGCUGUUCGGGGAGCUGCCCGGGAAGGCAGGCGCUGAUGGCAGAGGGAGUGCUGCCACCAGGUUCCACCCUGCAGCAGAAAGCUUGGACUCAUCAGGAAAACGCACACACAAGUCAGAACAGUGGCAGCCCUCAACGGAAGCCCUAGAAAGCAGAACAUCAUCAAAGAAACAUGAAGAAGAAAGAAAGAGGUUUCUAGCCCAUGAAGCUAAUGAAAUUAAAAAGUACAGCUCCUUUGAGGAAGAAACCGCACAUCCUGUUCCUGAAAAAACAGGAGACCACCAUAAAGAGACAACAUACAGCUUCCUGAGGAAGGGCAGCUUGGAACUAUUUGGUUCACAAGCACUUUUUCAGCCUCUGGAACAGAAGGAAAUCGAUACUGGCAUGCAAGGUAAAUGGGAAGACAAAAAAGGCCAGUCCUUUGAAGAAAAGGUGGAUUUGGAAAGUGUUAUGAAAAGCAAGACUUGGCAAAGAGACCACGCUGAGCCUUCUUCUGAACUCACCAGCACAUCAGCCACGAGGACAGUUUCACAAACAGCAGCUGCAGCAUCCUGUAGACUGCAGGAGCUCUCUGAACAAUUGGAAGGCAAAUUUUAUAAGAAUUCCUGUGAGAUGUUUUCCAUGGGAGAGAGCAAAGCACAAACAGCUGAGGAUGUCCUUGACAAUGCCAGCAAAACUAUGUCAAUUAAGGAAAGGUUGGCAUUGCUGAAGAAGAGUGGUGAAGAAGAUUGGAAGAGCAGGCUCAGCAAAAAGCAGGAGUAUGCAAAAGUGCCUGUCGCUGAUCGCAGUGCGCAGAUGCAAGAGGUUGAGCAGCUGUUGAAGAAGGAACCUGUAUAUGCUUCUACUUACUCUCCUGUUAUACCUGCUCUCCAUAAAUUUCAUCCUUUUCUACCUAUUAAUCAGGUCUGUAGUGCUAGUUUGAAAGAAUCAAGCUCUCUGAUUUCUGAUGACCGUCAUCCUUGGAGAUGGAAGCAAAGAGUGGCAGAUAACCAGGAGAGUCAAAUGACCAUUGAGGAAAGAAAACACCUGAUUACAGCUCGAGAAGAAGCCUGGAAGUCCAGGGGGAAAGGAGCAGCCAAUGACUCCUCACAGUUCACUGUGGCUGGCCGAAUGGUAAAAAAAGGCCUGGCUUCUCCAAGUGCACUAACACCAGUAGCAUCCCCUUUCCGGCAGAAGUCUACCACUCCAGUUACAAAGCCCUUGGAAGAAAUUGAAGCCAGGCCUGAUAUGCAUUUGGAAUCGGAUAUGAAGCUUGACAAGUUGGAGUCAUUCUUGGGAAGGCUGAAUAACAAAGUUGCUGGGAUGCAAGAGACAGUGCUGACAGUUACGGGAAGAUCUGUGAAAGAGGUGAUGAAGCUGGAUGAUGAUGAAACAUUUUCCAAAUUUUAUCGCCAUGUGGAUUUCCCUUCCUCCUCAGUGCCUUUGGACCUUGAUGAGGACUUCGAUGCCAUCUUUGAUCCUUACGCACCAAAGUUGACAUCUUCUGUAGCAGAGCACAAACGUGCAGUUAGGCCCACGCGCAGAGUCCAGUCCUCAAGAAACCCUCUGAAAAUGCUUGCAGCAAGACAAGAUAUUCUUCAUGAAUAUACUGAACAAAGACUGAAUGUUGCCUUCAUGGAGUCAAAGCGAAUGAAAGUAGAAAAAAUGUCUACAAAUUCAAAUUUCUCAGAAGUAGCACUUGCUGGCCUGGCAAGCAAAGAGAACUUCAGCAACAUUAGCCUGCGGAGUGUUAACCUGACAGAGCAAAACUCUAACAACAGUGCUGUGCCAUACAAGAAGCUAAUGCUCCUGCAAAUUAAAGGAAGAAGACAUGUUCAAACAAGAUUAGUUGAACCAAGAGCCUCAUCACUGAACAGCGGAGACUGUUUCCUGUUGUUAACUCCACAUUUAUGUUUCUUGUGGGUAGGAGAGUUUGCAAAUGUCAUAGAAAAAGCAAAGGCUUCAGAACUUGCAACUUUAAUUCAGACAAAGAGGGAACUUGGCUGUAGAGCUUCUUAUAUACAGACUAUAGAAGAAGGAAUAAAUACCCAUACCCACGCAGCCAAAGACUUCUGGAAACUCCUUGGUGGACAGACAAAUUACCAGUCUGCUGGAAGUCCUGAAGAAGAUGAAAUGUACGAAGCCGCAAUAAUAGAAACAAACUGCAUUUACCGCCUCGUAGAGGAUAAACUCAUUCCUGAGGAUGACUACUGGGGAAAGGUGCCAAAAUGUACCCUGCUACAACCAAAAGAGGUGCUGGUGUUUGAUUUUGGCAGUGAAGUAUAUGUAUGGCAUGGAAAAGAAGUUACUUUAGCACAAAGAAAAGUGGCAUUCCAGCUGGCAAAACACUUGUGGAAUGGCACCUUUGACUACUCCAAUUGUGAUAUAAAUCCUCUGGACCCCGGAGAAUGCAAUCCCCUCAUACCCAGAAAGGGACAAGGACGCCCAGACUGGGCUGUAUUUGGCAGACUCACAGAACAUAACGAGACGAUACUGUUCAAAGAAAAAUUUCUUGAUUGGACAGAACUGAAGAAACUCAAUGAGAAGAAUUCUAGUGAAUCCCUUCACCAGAAGGAAGAAUCCAGAUCUGACUCUAAACCGUAUGAUGUCAUGCUAAUGGUAGCUGUGCCUCAAACAACUGUGGGCACGGUGUUGGAUGGAAUGAAUAUUGGCCGGGGUUAUGGACUGGUAGAAGGAGAAGAUGGGAGGCAGUUUGAAAUUAUCACUGCCUCUGUGGAUGUCUGGCAUAUCCUGGAAUUCGAUUAUAGUAGACUGCCUAAGCAAAGCAUAGGGCAGUUCCAUGAGGGAGACACAUAUGUGGUGAAGUGGAAGUACAUGGUGAGCACUACAGUUGGAAGCAGACAAAAAGGAGAGCAACAAGUACGGGCUGUUGGAAAAGAGAAAUGCGUGUAUUUCUUUUGGCAAGGAAGGCACUCCACAGUGAGUGAGAAAGGAACAUCAGCACUCAUGACAGUGGAACUUGAUGAAGAGAGAGGAGCACAGGUACAAGUGCUUCAAGGGAAAGAACCACCGUGCUUCUUGCAGUGUUUCCAAGGAGGGAUGAUUGUGCAUGCUGGAAGAAGGGAAGAGGAAGAAGAAAAUGCACAAAGUGAUUGGAGGCUUUAUUGCGUGCGAGGAGAAGUUCCCAAUGAAGGAAACUUACUUGAAGUAGCGUGUCACUGCAGCAGCCUGCGUUCCAGGACAUCCAUGAUUGUCCUUAAUAUCAACAAAGCUCUCAUCUACCUGUGGCAUGGCUGCAAAGCACAGUCUCACACCAAGGAUGUAGGAAGAACAGCAGCCAAUAAAAUAAAAGAACAGUGUCCACUGGAGGCAGGGCUGCACAGCAGCAGCAAGGUGACAAUUCAUGAAUGUGAUGAAGGGUCAGAGCCUUUGGGAUUCUGGGACGCCUUGGGGAGGAGAGAUCGGAAGGCCUAUGACUGCAUGUUGCAAGAUCCUGGAAAGUUUAAUUUCACACCCCGCCUGUUCAGCCUCAGUAGUUCAUCAGGAGAAUUUUCAGCCACUGAGUAUGUUUACCCUUCAAGAGACCCUGCUGUCAUCAAUUCCAUGCCAUUCUUGCAAGAGGAUCUUUACACUGCCCCACAGCCAGCACUCUUCCUUGUUGACAAUCACCAUGAAGUGUACCUGUGGCAAGGCUGGUGGCCUGUGGAGAACAAAAUCACUGGAUCAGCUCGAAUCAGGUGGGCUACAGACAGGAAAUGCGCCAUGGAGACGGUGCUCCGGUACUGCAAAGGAAAAAAUGUAAAGAAGCCCCCCAAAUCCUAUCUAAUUCAUGCUGGCCUAGAGCCUCUGACAUUCACUAAUAUGUUCCCAAGCUGGGAGCACAGGGAAGACAUUGCAGAGAUCACAGAAAUGGACGCUGACGUUUCUAAUCAGAUAAUACUUGUAGAGGACGUGCUGGCCAAGCUGUGUAAAACAGUGUAUCCAUUAGCAGACCUCUUAGCUAGGCCUUUGCCUGAGGGAGUUGAUCCACUGAAGCUUGAAAUUUACCUUUCAGAUAAGGACUUUGAGGUUGCAUUAGAGAUGACAAGAGAGGAGUACAAUGCACUGCCAUCUUGGAAGCAAGUUAACCUGAAGAAGGCAAAAGGACUUUUCUAAGCUGUGUUUAUGGAAGUGAGCACUAAAGGGAUGUCCACUCUCACUUUCUAUGUCCUUUAGAAGAAUUGUACCCUACAUUUACAGAACAAAUAAAAAUAAUCCAAAGUUAUUAGUGACUACCUAUCUGGAGGUGUGUAAUAUUAUAAUAAAAGGCCAAGAGAACUCUUUGAAAAUGGAAUUCAAUUUUGACUCUUAAAGGUAAUGUUUUUAAGCCCCGUUCUCCUAUGCACUUAAACAGUAGUUUCUUGAGCUACUGCUGCAGGUGUCCUUUGGCUAUAUCCAAUACUUGCCAUUUUUGUUUUUAAAGAAGUUCUCUUUGUAAAGUGUUAUUUUGUUAGUUUGUGGAUUACAAAGAAUUUAUAUUUAUAUAAACACAUAGAACAAGUAUGUAUUUAACAAUGCAAUAUGUAUUCACUUUCAAGACUUCCAUGUCAAAACUACAGAAAAGUAGCUGGAUGGCAGUUGCUUGUACUGAAUUAGCUAUACCACCAAUAUGUAUCUCCUCUGCAUUCUGAAAAGUUCUCUUUGCAAUAGUUAAUAAUUGUUCUCAGUGCUGCUUCAGGUGCUAAACUGAACAAAGCAUUUGUAUUUAUAGCAUGGAUUUCUUGAGAAACUAUGCGAAUCAACCUUUAUACUUUAUUAUCCAAAAAUGUAUAGUGCCUUGUUUUUUGUGUACAGUUUAUAUACAAAAAAAAAAAAGAUUGGUCUGCAUUUUGAAGAUGGCUUAGAAGGGUCUCCUAUGUUACUUUUAUAAUAGUAGAAAUAAAAACAUCUCAGUUUCUAAUCCUUGUUGUAAACAUUAAACAUGUCUUUUGUGAUAUAAGAACCAAAAGUAAAAGCUUCUGAAUAAACUCUUAGCAAUGC